Molecule: messenger RNA, 825 nt
Organism: Linum tenue
Lineage: Eukaryota; Viridiplantae; Streptophyta; Magnoliopsida; Malpighiales; Linaceae
Source: the annotation of a GenBank genome assembly
AUGUCCACCGGCGAAGAAGUUGCUGUCUCGGAGCAACCGACAAAACCACCGGAUCCAGGGGUCUCCUUCAAAGACCGCCUUUUAGGCCGCCGCUCGGCCUCACCUGCUCACGCUGCCACAUCGGAAUUUUUGUUGGAGAAAGAGGUAUUGGCCAAAGUUCAUAUUGAUUACGCUAAUGGCAAUAAGCUUAUGCCUAUGAUGCGUUUAUCUGAUGACCUACUUCAAGAGGAAUGUCAAGCAUGGAAAAAUGCCAUCAUUAUCAAGCCAUACGGUAACACAGUCGGUCAUCAUCUCUUGGUCAACCGGCUACAUACCUUGUGGACUCCUGCUGCUGAAAUGGAGGUCUUAGAGUUGGGCAACGGCUUUUCAGUGGUGAAAUUUGAAGACCCGGAGGACCUAACUCGUGUUAUUUCGGGAGGGCCAUACAUAAUUGCAGGGAAAUUUCUAGCAAUUCAACUAUGGACUCCCGGUUUUAACCCGUUCAGCUCCCGCAUCUCCACCCUGCUCACUUGGGUUCGCUUCACCCACCUCCCAACAGAGUACUACCGCGAUGAGAUCCUAUUCACACUUGCAUCUUGUAUGGGAAGGCCUGUUCGCAUAGAUCGACAAACUGCCCUCGUUACUCGAGGAUGCUAUGCUCGCGUUUGUGUAGAGAUCAAGUUGGAUGAGCCUCUUGUGCCUAAGGUAUGGGUGGCUAAUGCAUGGAGACUAGUGGAAUAUGAAGGAAUCCAUGCUGUUUGUGGGGAGUGUGGUAGAGCUGGUCAUCUAAAAGAGGCGACUUCAACGAAAUCGUCUCCUUGGAGGAACGGCAAGGAGGAAUUCUAA